Thamnophis sirtalis is the source of this 1748-nucleotide messenger RNA. The record is from RefSeq and is a predicted model, not a curated record. NCBI's taxonomy places the organism in Eukaryota, Metazoa, Chordata, Lepidosauria, Squamata, Natricidae.
UUUUGAAACCCUGAUGAGAGAUGCAAGUCCUUAGCUGCGUACUAACACAACCCAGGCAAAAUUAAUCAGUCCUUUGUGUAGGUGGAAUGAAUCUUAUUGGAGGUGGACUUGUGUUCCUAACUUAUUGGGGGUUUUCUCUUUCUUUCUCUCUCUCCCCUCCCUCCUUCUCCUUUUUUAGGUGUUGUGUUAAUGCGCAAAGAUGGCCAGCACCACACAGAUAUCCAAAGAUGAGCUAGAGGAACUCAGGGAGGCCUUCUCCAAAGUUGAUCUCAACAGCAACGGUUUCAUCUGCGAUUAUGAGCUGCACGAACUCUUCAAGGAAGCCAAUCUUCCGCUCCCGGGAUACAAAGUCCGAGAGAUCAUUCAGAAGCUGAUGAUCGACGGAGACAAGAACAAAGAUGGAAAGAUUAGCUUUGAAGAGUUCGUUUACAUGAGGAGAAAUACGCCUUUGUGAACUGGAUCAACAAAGCUUUGGAAAACGACCAGGAUUGUAAGCAUGUCAUUCCCAUGAACCCAAACACAGAUGACCUCUUCAAAGCCAUGGGGGAUGGCAUCGUCUUGUGUAAAAUGAUCAACCUCUCCGUUCCCGACACCAUUGAUGAACGAGCCAUCAACAAGAAGAAGCUCACCCCAUUCAUAAUUCAGCCGCUUCCUGGCCCCACCCAAGAUUUAACUGUGAUCUCUCUCUCUCUCCCUCUCCCCCUUCUCUCUCCUCCAAUCUCCUCCUAUCUCAUCAAACAGCUGGAAAACUGCAACUAUGCGGUUGAUCUAGGAAAGCAUCCCGCCAAGUUUUCGUUGGUUGGCAUUGGAGGACAGGAUCUCAACGACGGGAACCCGACCCUCACCCUGGCUUUGGUCUGGCAGUUGAUGAGAAGAUAUACUCUGAAUGUCCUGGAGGACCUUGGAGAUGGUCAGAAAGUCAACGACGACAUCAUUGUAAAUUGGGUGAACACAACUUUAAAGGAAGCCGGGAAAUCAAGUUCCAUCCAGAGCUUUAAGGUGGGUGAUUUGAGAUCUUCUUGUCGCAAAGACACUACUCCAAGCCAACCAGACACAUCACCAGCUGACCAGUUCUUCUCCAGUGACUGGGCUCCAACAUGCUCGGGCAUGUGGAUGGGGCCUCUGGAGCACCAUACCGAAACGCAAAGGCAGGCGCCUUCAACAGCAUCUCUUUGUAACUUAGGUGAAACUCGCGAAGAACGGACCUUCCGCAACUGGAUGAAUUCUCUCGGUGUAAACCCACACGUCAAUCAUCUCUACGGUGACCUCCAAGAUGCCCUGGUGAUUUUACAGCUCUACGAGAAGAUCAAAGUUCCCGUUGACUGGAACAAAGUCAACAGACCCCCAUACCCAAAACUCGGGGCAAACAUGAAGAAGGUGAUGGAGCCUGGCGGGGUUUCUAAACUAGCCAUUUUCGGUUCAGUUCAGCUGGAGAAUUCUGGGAGUUGAAGUCCACAAGUCUUAAAGUUGCCAAGUUUGGGAACCACUGCUUUAGCCCAUGUUGGUAAAAGAGUUCUGGAUGCCGUCCCAAAGAGCUGAUAGCUGAGUCCCACUCUUCCCUCCAGGCAGGAUUGGGCCAAAGAGCCAAUUUCCCCCCUUGAAUUCCGUGAAAUGAAGCUUCUCGUUAGGGAUAAAGAUCUCGCUUGGCUUAUAGAAAAGACUAGCUUUGUGUUGUGGCCCCCCAGUGGCCAGCAGAUUCGGACAGUGAGGAGGGUUGGGGAGGAACCUGAGCCAGUCCUGGAGUCCGG